This is a messenger RNA of Auanema sp. JU1783, 5178 nucleotides long. The record is from the annotation of a GenBank genome assembly. Lineage: Eukaryota; Metazoa; Nematoda; Chromadorea; Rhabditida; Rhabditidae.
AUGGGUUGGAGAGAAAAACAAAACGAAAAGCUGAAAACCAAAAAAGUUUUGGUAGUCGGUGCUGGAGGUAUAGGUUGCGAACUUCUGAAAAAUUUGGUGCUAACCGGGUUCAAGAACAUCCAUGUGAUUGAUCUAGAUACUAUUGAUGUCACAAACUUAAAUAGGCAAUUUUUGUUUAGAAGAGAACAUGUUGGGAAAUCGAAAGCCGAGGUUGCCACUGCUGCAGUUCGCAAUUUACAACCAGAUGUAAACAUCACAUUCGACCACGGCAGCAUAUUCCAAGAAGAUUUCGGUCUUCAUUUCUUCCAAAGAUUUGAUUUUGUUCUUAAUGCAUUGGACAAUAGAGCUGCUAGAACACAUGUGAAUCGAUUAUGCUUAGCAGCUCGUGUUCCUUUGAUCGACAGUGGAUCUUCUGGUUAUUCUGGACAGGUCACGAAUAUCAUUCGUGAACGGUCAGAAUGUUUCGAGUGCAUCAUGAAACCAGCACCGAAGUCAUACCCUAGUUGCACUAUUAGGAACACCCCCUCGGAGCAUAUUCACUGUAUCGUUUGGGCUAAGCAUCUUUUCAAUCAACUAUUCGGUGAAAUUAUGAUCGAUGAUGAUGUUUCCCCUGAUCUUGAGGAUGUUGAUAAGGAAGCUGAAGGAACUGCAAGCAAUGAUACCGCUGAGAAGAACACCGAUAAGAAAGAGACAUCAGAGGAGAAAGGUGGAACUCGUGCUUGGGCAGAGAAAGUUAAAUAUGAUGGCUUAUUGUUGUUCAAAAAGUUGUUCUUUGAUGAUAUAAGUUAUCUUUUGAAAAUGGACCAUCUUUGGAAAACAAGACGCCCUCCAACUCCAUUAACCGUCGAAGUUAUUGAAGAAAAAGAUGGUGGACUGUUCAAAGAUACCCAUGUUGGGGAUGAUGCUUUGAAGGUGUGGACUGCUUUAGAGAGUGCUCGAGUGUUCAUCGAUAGUAUGAAACAGUUAUACGAUCGUAAAACUCAGCUUUCUGAAGAUGCUAUCUUGUAUUGGGAUAAGGAUGAUGACGAUGCUAUGAGGUUUGUAGCUAGUGCAGCCAACAUAAGAGCAAUAAUCUUCAAUAUUAAAACGAAGAAUGUUUUUGAUAUCAAGUCUAUGGCCGGUAACAUCAUUCCUGCUAUUGCAACAACAAACGCCAUGGUCGCAGGAAUGAUUGUAGUUGAAGCUCUUAAAUAUGUUAACGGAAACAUCAAUGAACUUCAAAAUGUAUUCAUCCGAUCUCAGCCCAAUCCCAAAGGCCAGGUUUUAUGUGCGCAAAUUUUGGAGAAGCCAAAUCCCAAAUGUUUCGCCUGCGGAGACAAACGGGAAAUUUUUGUUCAAGUUAAUACUAAUCUUAUGACGAUCAAAACAUUAGAAGAUGUGGUUCUUAAAGGCGCUCUCUUAAUGCUUUCGCCCGAUGUGAUGGAAAAGAACAACUCUCGAAUUAUUAUCAGUAGUGAGGAAGGCGAGACAACAGAUUUGCAAGGAAAAACGUUGUCGGAAAUGAUGAUCACUAAUGGUGUGAUUUUGGCUUGCGAUGAUUUCCUUCAAAAGUUGGAGUUCAACUUGUUCAUCACACACUCGGAUAAGCUUACGCCAAAUGAGUAUGAGAUCCUUCAAGAUUCCUCGGCAUCCGAAAACAAUCCUGUUACUCCUUCCAAGGAUGAAACUAUGGAUGAAGAUACCAAAGAUAGUAGAAAGAGAAAGAGUGUUGCUCCUACAGACCUCGAAGAGAUUUCGAACAAGAGGAAUAAAAUGUCACCAGAUGUAGAUGAUGAAAACGAAUUCUGUGAUGAUGAUGUCAUUGGAUGUCUCCCAAGACAGUUACCGGAUAUGCACAGAGAAUUGUUGGAAUCCUUAGUAGAAGCUAUACCUACUUUGUCAGAUGAAACAAGUCAGCAGAAUAAUGAGUCUCGUUUUCUUCACAUUAUUAAAGUCUAUCAAUUACAACCUGCACUACUAGAUGGCGUCAUUCCUCAACUUAUUGAAAAACUCUUGUCCUUCGUGGAUCUAAGUGUUCCGGCUGAUAGCUCGUUGGCCAUUGAUUUGAAAUCAAGCUUGGCUUUUAAGCGGCUUGCUUAUAUAUCUGACGUUCGGGGCUACAAAACAGUCGUUAGACUUCUUCCUCAUACUGUAACAUAUCUGGAUAAGAUUUUAAUAGCUCUUGAGCGUUUAUCAGUAGCUAGUUCUUCUCUUGAGUUCUACUCGAGGCGAAUGCUGUUGCUCUGGCUUUGGAUUGUUUGUAAGAAUCCUUUUGACUUGAGAAGGUUUGAUCCUCAAGAUAGUCCGGGAAAAACAAUGCAAAGAAUAUUUUCUGUAACAAUGCCUUAUUUAUCCUCUCUUGUCAUUAUGCAUCAAUACCAAGCUGCUCUUGUCAUAUCUCAGUGUCUAGCUCGAUCGGAUGGGGUUCAUCUGAUAGAGGAAGUUUUAACCAAUCAAUUCAAUUAUUUGAGUCAAUCUGCUUCCUGUGAUAAACUUCUCGGAAGUUUAUUGCUCACGUUAUCUGUGCUCAAACAUGUAGAAAGGAAACAUAUCAUUGACUUUGUAGAGCCCUUGAUGAACGAAGUUUCCAAGGCAUUUCCUCUAAAGUCGUCAAGUGAAAUUGUAAGAAAAUCAAUGGUGAAAAUUGUGCAGCGAUCAGCAUUGGUUCUUCUCAAACCAAAAUUAGCAACAUGGAGAUAUAGGCGUGGUCGACGACGAAUUGAAGACAAUCUUUCCCAAGGAAAUGACUCAGAUGAUGACUGCAAAGAGAAUCAACCCUCUCAAGGAGUUGUUAGAGAAGAGGAAGAUGACAAUGAUAACAUUCAUCCUCUGAUCGAAUUCUGUCUAGACUGUGUUCUAACCAGUCUAUCGGAUGAUAGUACCAUAGUCAGAUGGUCUGCAGCGAAAGGAGUUGGCAGGAUUACUGCAAGAUUGAACAAACAUUUAGCUGUGCAAGUUGUGGAAUCGAUCAUGUCAAGAAGUUUUCAUCCCCAUGCUGGAAAUGGCGCUUGGCAUGGAGGUUGUAUGGCUUUGGCAGAGUUGUCUAGAAGAGGCUUCCUAUUACCAGAGCUUUUGCACAAGGUUUUUCCUGUUGUACGUAAAGCUCUAUUCUAUGAAGAACCCAUGGGGCGACACGUGCUUGGGAAUAAUGUUCGCGAUUCCGCCUGCUAUGUUUUUUGGGCUUUCGCUCGUGCUUACGAGCCGACGGAACUUCGUCCUUUUUUGGAUAAAGUUGCCACCAGUCUUAUGUGUGUAGCUCUAUUCGAUAGAGAAAUAAACCUGAGGAGAGCAGCAUCUGCAGCAUUCCAAGAAAAUGUAGGCCGGCAGUUGAAUUUUCCAGACGGAAUAGCUCUUCUGACUUUGAUUGACUUCUUUGCUGUUGGGAAAAGAGCAAAUUGUUUCACAAAACUAUGUGUUGAAGUUGUACAGUAUCCCAAAUAUAGGGACGACAUCAUAGAUCAUUUAAUUGAGUAUAAGAUAGUGCAUUGGGAUCCUGUGAUUAGAAAACAAGCAGCAACCGCAUUAAAUUUGAUGGCACCUCAUCACUCGGCGUACAUUUGUUCAUGCCUUCCUAAACUUCUUGCGGGAUGCACUCAUACAAGCCCAAUCAAACGGCAUGGGUUUGUUAUGGCGACAGCUCACUGCUUGAAAGGGCUGUUGGACGCAUCGUAUAAAUCUGAGAUUGUUAACGAAAUCUUAAAAGAACUUGGAAACAUUCCAGCAAAUCUUCAUUCGGAAAGCGAAAAGCUGAAAUCUUCGGGAGGAGAGUUGACGCGGUUCUCUCUCUUGGAGUUUAUGACUGUACUUUCACGUGCGGCAAUAGCAUUGUCGAGCGAACAGGUUAUGCAUUGGGCAUUGUUGAUUGAACAAAUGGCUAAAGAUAGUGAAGCUAAAGUUCGCGAAGCAGCAAAAGUUGCCAGUUCUGUUUUCUUCCCUACCUAUUUUGUUCAAGAACAGAACGCUGAGAUAUUGCAUAGUACACAGAAGAGUUUUGAGCAUCAGCUUACGUCACUCUCCAUUGAAUACCAAGCUCUGGGUUUAUGUAAUAUUGCAAGAUUCAUUCCAUCUAAACUGUUCACAAAUGAUUUAUACAACACAGUGUCUAAACUUGUUCUAGAACCUGGCAGCAUAGAUAAAAAAUGGGCUAUGAUGAGGGCAGCUGCUGUGGAGACUCUGACUGACGUCUAUCUUGACUUUGCAAACCCAGAAUGGAAGGAUAAGUGUUAUGAGAGUAUAUUCAAAGGGUUAGGCGAGUACACCGAGGACAAUACCGGUGACAUAGGCAGAAAAGUUCGUGAAAUUUCUCUGAAGUGUUUGGCGAGUUUAUUGAUCCAUCCUUCCACAAAGGAUGACGAUCGAAAACACUAUAUUGUAACAUCUGUUGGAAAAAUGAUACAACAAAGUGCCGAACGAAUCGGAGGAACAAGACAGUGUGCCUGUGAAGCGAUACGCGUAAUUAUAACAUGUGAAGAUACAAGGAAGUUCGUACCACAUGUCGAAGAUCUAGACUUAUUGUAUUCGGAUAGUUCCCUCUUCACUCAUGAUAAUGUACUGCUUUCACUUUCUCCUAUCCUCUUCUGCGACGAGUACUACGAAUUCUUGGUCCAUGGUUUGAUGAUAUCUGCAGGUGGAUUGAGUGAUGUUACAAGUAAACACGCUUCUCAAGUUAUAUUGGAGUAUUUGAACAUUAUUGGAGAUGACGUGACUUUGGUCGAAAAGCUGUUGAAGACAAUAUCUGAUAUGUUGUCCAAAGGAAUCAAAGUAGUCAGAAUACGAGACUGUGUUCUUAGGUUCUUACCACAGCUGUUGUGUAGAUUGCCUAACGAUAUUCGAGUCAUUGAAUCAUCUCCAUCUCUUUCUGAAAUAUUAUUAAUAACUGAAAAGAUUGUGAAAGCCCGUCUAGGAGCUCCUUUCAGAAUAAGACUAGGGUUGGAAGCAUUCUCCGCUCUUUUGUGUUUGCCCCAAUCAUCGCCUUUAUGGACCCGUUCUGUAAGAUUGUUAGCCAGCUCUCUAUCUAAUCAUAUGCCAGCAAUAAGGAGAGCAGCGGCUGAAUCGUUAUAUGAAGCAUUAUGUGUUCUAGAAAUUGACGAAGAAAUUCUUGACCUACUUUGUCAGACAGCUUGGCACGAUACCAGCAAUAACGAAGAAAUCAUGACAAAAGCUGCAAGAGUUCAAACAUUGUUUAACAACAUAAUUUAA